Molecule: messenger RNA, 1572 nt
Organism: Ostrea edulis (European flat oyster)
Lineage: Eukaryota; Metazoa; Mollusca; Bivalvia; Ostreida; Ostreidae
Product: swi5-dependent recombination DNA repair protein 1 homolog
Exons: 4
Coding region: 298-1014 (238 amino acids)
Biological process (GO): positive regulation of DNA-templated transcription; double-strand break repair via homologous recombination
Cellular component (GO): Swi5-Sfr1 complex
Source: RefSeq, a predicted model, not a curated record
CCAUUGGUUUCCUUCAUGAAAUAGGAGAGUGAGAGAAGAGUUUUUAUCGAGUAUGUAUUUACGCACAUGAAUAAAUUCACGCAAACAACAUUGAUUUGUGCGCUAAAGACAAAUUGAUCACUUAUUCAGCGAAAACACUGACACAAAUUAGCUAGUGAAGAGACUGGAAUAUUCGGUGAAAGUGCAAUGACAGAAGAAAAUGAGUCUACAACUCACCAUCUCUCACUACAGGUAUGGGUUCUUAAUGUCAAACUCUCAUUAAAAGAUGUGUAAUUUCCAAUAUUUGAUUGUUUGUAGAUGAGCUCUGGAUUGAAGGAGAGAUUGAAGCGAUGUGGUCGAUACCACUCUUCUCCCAUAGCAGGACAGAAGUCUCACAAACGAUCACACUUUGACUCUCCCUUACUAAUGUCAUCUGAUAAAGGAGAAAUCGGAGAAAGUACCGGAACAGGAAGCUGUGAAUUACAAAGCAAUAUCGUCAACUUAGACACCAGCAAUAGUUGUGCUUCAAUGACUUUCCAUGGAAGGUUAGAAAAGCAGUCGACAGAGAAUGAUAAUGUCACUAACAGUGAAAUCCACAGAGUAACGCCUUGUACCAAUGAUGGAACUAUAAGUAAAAUAUCAGACUCUGUCAAACCAAAGAGACUGGAUUUCUCAAAGAAUCAGAUAUGUGAUACUAAAUUCUCCAGCAGUGCUGUUACUUAUAAAACUGACUACAGGGAUUCACAGAAAAGGGAUUUAGAGAAAAGUAGACUUCAGUCCCUGAUAAAGGAUAGGGAGGACACACUCAGGAAACUUAAACUGGUCCAGUUUUAUCAACAUAAGCAUGAUCAGAAUAAGAUGGAGGAAUUGAUCAGAAAAUGGCACCAGGUUUGUCAAGAGGGAUUGGUUGAUCUUCUGCAACUAAUGCCAGAACCGAAACCCACACUUACAGAAUUGAUCGAUCACCUUGGCAUUGAUCACAGCAUGAUUAGCUUCAACAAGGAAGAUCAAUCAUUUACAGAUUAUGUGGGGUGAAGAUAGAAACCUCAAUGAAAAAUAAAAGUAAGUCAGACAGAUGGAGAUUGUGGCCAUCACAAAGGAAAAAAGCAAGCACCAAAUUCUAUAGAGUUCCUUACAGAUAAAGAGUACAACUGAUGCUUCACCUAGUCAACUCAUCCCAGUGUCAUGCUAUCCUGUUUGAAUUCAGAAAGAGAUUGUUGAAAACACUUCGAUGAAACUACUGCUAAACAAGUUUUAUUUUCCUCAUACAUGUAUAUUGUUUUUAAGUUUUACAGCUUUUCAGAAACCCAUUGCUAGCAAAUUUGUGUAGACAAUACAUAUCUUGAAAGAAUAACAGAUUACAAAUUGUGAAUGAGAAAUGGAUACAAAAUUAUAUAGAUGUGGUUGUAUGGGAAGCAGACACAAUUCACAACUCAAAGAAACCAAUUUCACAAUUACAUGUAACAAUGCAAAAUGCAGGCAAGCACAACUGAUUUUGUUGUAUGUUAAUGUUAAAACGAUAUUUAUUGUUAAUUCAUUGUUAAUACAUAAUCUGUUCAUGUGUUUUAUGUUAAUAAAAACAUGUGUGUUUCA